Endocarpon pusillum Z07020 is the source of this 798-nucleotide messenger RNA. RefSeq lists its product as uncharacterized. The coding region runs from base 1 to 798 and encodes 265 amino acids. Lineage: Eukaryota; Fungi; Ascomycota; Eurotiomycetes; Verrucariales; Verrucariaceae. Gene Ontology annotation, cellular component: cytoplasm. The record is from RefSeq and is a predicted model, not a curated record. Gene Ontology annotation, biological process: signal transduction. The transcript has 4 exons.
AUGGGUGUCGAAGAAUCUGUUUAUCUGGCAAAGCUCGCUGAGCAAGCCGAACGAUAUGAGGAGAUGGUGGAGAACAUGAAGGUUGUCGCAUCGGCAGAUCAAGAACUCACGGUUGAAGAACGAAACCUGCUCUCGGUUGCAUACAAGAACGUUAUCGGUGCUCGCCGCGCCUCAUGGAGAAUUGUAACUUCGAUCGAGCAGAAGGAAGAGUCGAAAGGAAACGAAGCUCAAGUCACACUCAUCAAGGAAUAUCGUCAAGCAAUCGAGGCCGAGCUUGCUAAGAUUUGCGAGGACAUUCUGGAGGUUUUGGACAAGCAUCUGAUUGCGUCUGCUCAGACUGGGGAGUCCAAGGUCUUCUACCACAAGAUGAAGGGAGACUACCACCGCUACCUGGCCGAAUUCGCUCUUGGCGACAAACGCAAGGCAUCUGCCGACAAAUCUCUUGAGGCCUACAAGAAUGCCACCGAAGUCGCUCAGACUGACCUUGCCCCCACGCAUCCAAUCCGUCUUGGUCUCGCCCUGAAUUUCUCUGUCUUCUACUAUGAGAUUCUCAAUUCCCCUGAUCAGGCGUGCCAUCUUGCCAAGCAGGCUUUUGAUGAUGCCAUCGCGGAGCUAGACACCCUUAGUGAGGAAAGCUACAAGGACUCAACCCUGAUCAUGCAAUUGCUGAGGGAUAACCUGACUCUCUGGACUUCAUCCGAGGCUGAGCCGCAAGGUGAAAGUGGACCAUCCGCUGGCGAGUCAAAGGAAGCCGAAGGUGCUGCUCCAGUACCUGAGGUAGAGAAGACCGCAGAAUAG